UGCCAAGCCAAGCCAAGCCAAGCCCCUUUGAACCUGCCUCCCUCUCUCCCUCUCUCUCUCUCCGGUAGCUCGUAUACCAUUGUGCUUCUGCACCAGCUCGGUAGCUCUACUCUGGAGCACCGGUCUACCACUCACCUCUCUUCACCGGCCGGCCAGGGCAACAGCUAGAGGAGGUAUGCAUGCAUGCAUGCAUGGACACAUUUACGCUGAUGCUUGUUCAUCAUCAUGUACUAAUCAGUAGGGAGACAUGGUGACCAAGCGCCUCCAGGAAAGCGGCUCGCCGAAGCAAGCUCGUCCUGUCGCCACCGACAGCGCCAACGGCCCGCUGAUGCUGCUCCGUCUGCGGGAGCACUGCUGCCGCGAGCACCACCCGGCUGCCUCGCCCGCUGGCCCGCUGGCGCUCACGCUCGGCGCCCCGGCGGCGACUGCCGACGACGUCUGCCGCCGGUGUUGCUGCGCGCGCGACGAGGACGCGGACGCGCCGGCUCUGGCGCCUGGGGUUAUGCCGUCCGUGGACUCGGUGCUGCGUGGCUCCCGGUACCUGAGGCCCGUGCAGGAGCUGCUGCGCGACGCGGUCUCCGCCGUCGUCGGCGGGGACGACGACGACGAGAGCGCUGGGGGAGGCAGCGAAGACGAGGCGGCCGGCGAACAGGCUCUCCGAGAGAUCCGUCUGCGGGCGGCAGCGACGCGCCGCCGCGGGAUCCAAGCCAGGAGCGACGGCGGCGCCGGCGCGGUGCAUGCCAAGCUCCUCGGCCUUCUCAGCGAGCUGGAGGGCCGGCAGGAGCACUACUUCCAGGAGCUGAGCCGCGUGGCCUCGUCCUUCGAGCCGGCGCUGGGGCCCGCCGCGACGGCCGGGUACACGUCGCUCAUGUCGCGGGCCAUGACGCGCCACUUCGGGAACCUGCGCCGCGCCAUCCUCCGCAAGCUCGCCGCCGUCAUCACAAGGCCGGCGCCGGCGCCGAGGGCGACGCUGUGGGCGAACGAUGACAGCGAGGAGGAGGAGGAGGACGAAGACGACGACGAGUACGACCCCGCGCAGACGGAGGACGUGGUGAGCCGGCUGGUCCGGCGGACGAAGCAGGCCGCGGCGGCGCGGGCGGCGGAGCAGGUGUGCAAGCCGCUGAGGGGCCUGCCGGAGGGGUCGGUGGCCGUGCUCCGGGCCUGGCUCUUCAACCAUUUCCUAGAUCCCAGGUACCCCAGCGACAGCGAGAAGCUGAGGCUGGCCGUGAGCACGGGGUUAACCAGAAGACAGAUAUCCAACUGGUUCAUCAACGCGCGGGUGCGGCUGUGGAAGCCCAUGGUCGAGGAGAUGUACGCCGACGAGUUCUCCGACGUCUCCUCCAGGGACGACGACGCGGCGCCCUCUCAAUGAGCUGAGCACACCUCCUUCCUUGGGACGGACGCAAGAUUCAGUUUUCCUUGGCCGGAGAUGGGUCGAUCUUCCGUCAACUUAACCCGAAUUUUUCCUUUUUGAUGUGAUCUUUCUUCGGUCAGUUCCAUGUGUUUUUUGGUCUAGUAGCGAUUCAUGGGACUGUUCAUCGUGUUGCUGUUUGUAGUUGGGUAGUGAAGCUCUUUUUGCCAGAGCUUGAGUGAGUGACAGCCAGGCUAUCGCCACGGCGCCCUACUUGAUGAUGAAAUCCAUCUUUACCCUGGAGAUUC
Molecule: messenger RNA, 1659 nt
Organism: Triticum aestivum (bread wheat)
Lineage: Eukaryota; Viridiplantae; Streptophyta; Magnoliopsida; Poales; Poaceae
Product: BEL1-like homeodomain protein 3
Exons: 4
Coding region: 248-1372 (374 amino acids)
Biological process (GO): regulation of DNA-templated transcription
Molecular function (GO): DNA binding
Source: RefSeq, a predicted model, not a curated record